AUGCGCGAAAUUACAUUUUCGCAAAUGACGAGACCAAGAGCCGAUGUGAAGAAGCUAAAGUUUUCUUCAGCGGAGCUCAGGUCUCUAGCCCUGCAAACCCACUGAUUUCGACUGCAAGCUGGUGAAAGGAAACCUCUAGAGGGGGGGCUGAGUGCUGUCAGCCUCUUGGGACUCUUCAACCUUUCAAAUGCUUGUAGUUUUGCCUUCGCCGACAGAUUCGUUAGGCUCUUCUGGCAGCACAGGACACAGGACAGGGGUAUUGAAAUAGGAUUCGAAGAAUUUGUUCGGCUUCUGAGUAUAUGGACUCGGGUUUUAUUCCACAUCUAUGACAGAGGAAACAAGGGGGUUAUUCUCGAGAGGCACUCAGAAGAUGUUGUUAAACAGUAA
Molecule: messenger RNA, 387 nt
Organism: Cyclospora cayetanensis
Lineage: Eukaryota; Apicomplexa; Conoidasida; Eucoccidiorida; Eimeriidae
Exons: 4
Source: RefSeq, a predicted model, not a curated record